Prorocentrum cordatum is the source of this 2828-nucleotide messenger RNA. The record is from the annotation of a GenBank genome assembly. Lineage: Eukaryota; Dinophyceae; Prorocentrales; Prorocentraceae.
GCUGGCUCAGCGCGCCGCGCGGCUGCCGCGCGGAGCCGUCCUGGGGCGCGCCGGAGGCGUCGGCGUGCUCCGCCGCGGGGUGCUCGGCCGCGGAGUGCGGGGAGCGCGCCCAGCGGCGCUGGGUCGCCUGCGAGAACCAGGCGCUGGAGCCCGUGGAGUUCGCACUCGGCGGGGCGGAGGGGCCGCGCCCGCCCGCGGUGGGCGGCGCCUACCCGCCCGCCGCGGUGCAGCGGGCCCUGAGGGAGGCGGGUCGCCCGCCCCUGGCGGACACGCUGCGGUACGACAUGUCCUUCUUCUGGUCCAACGCCGAGUACACGCAGUACUCCGACAUGGACCUGGGCCGCCCCGCGUGCGGCGCGGAGUGGGGCGGCGUGCGUGCUGCCGUGGCGGCCGUGGCGGGGGCGCCGCGCGGCGCCGUGUGCGGCGUGUGCGAGGCGCAGGUGCCGCGGAUGCUGGCGGCCGUGGACGGCAUUCGUUUUUCAUCCUCUAUGGUCCACCCCUUUAGCGGCGCCCGCUCAGACUGCUUCCUGGGGGGGCUGGCGACGGUCGCCUGCCAGUUCCUCUGCGCAAGCUUCUGCGAGCCAGAGGACUUCGACUCGAUGUGGUGGAGGCUGCAGCUGGAGCUGGAGGCCCUGUUUUUUAUCCUCUCCGUGCCACUGGUGACGUGGGCGACCGCGCAGUGGUCGCUGGUCACCUUGCUCCAGAGGGUUGGCGACACCCUGCGCGAGAGGCUCGCCGCUGUCCCGAAUGAGUGCGACCUUCUGGAUGAUGCCUCCACCCUCGCCUUCCAGUCGCGAGUGUUGUUUAUCCUCGCAGUGGACGGGCUCGACCGCGGCACCGCCAGCGACGCGGUGCGGGCGGCUCACGCCAGGCUGGUCGCCCCGCCCGGGACCGAGUGCCCCUUCGGGCUGGCCGUUGCGCUUCUGCACGUCCUGCAGCUGUCGAAGCUGGGGCACACCACGGGCGUCUCGGACGGCUUCGGUGACAAGGCGCUGUCGGCCCUGAAGACCUGGGAUGCGAUGCACGCCAACCGCGUGGGCAAGCAGCGGCGCUUCUUCUACGACCUGCUGACGACGCGCUGGCCCUGGCUGCAGCUCUUGGCGGCGCUGCCGGGCGCCGGCCAGGCGGCGGAGCCGCCCCUGCCAGCGCCGCCUGCGGGCUGCGAGGAGCGGGUGUUGGGGGCGAUGGGCGCGUGGUCUUGGCACGCGUCGGCCUCGCCCUUCAACGCCCGCGGGGAGACGCCGCUGCCGGGGGCGUGGCGAGACGGCGGCAGGGCCGUGGCCGCGGCCCUGUGCUCGAGGCUCGAUGGCGCCGAGGUGCUCUUCGUGAGCGGGACGUCCAGCGGCGCCAAGUGGGGCUCCUUCACCGUGCGGGGGCGGCAGGCCGCCCGGGGCCUGCGGCAGCUCCGCGGCGCUGGGCCCGCCGUGCGCGCGCGCGCGUGGAACUUCAACUGCGGGGAGUGGUGCGGGGAGCGCGGGGAGAAGGGGCCCCAGUUCUCGGCUCCCAGCGUGGUAGUGCACAUCAAGUAUGCGUGCACAUGCGCCCAGGAGUUGCUCGCCGGCACUGGCGCUCGGCACAUCUACGACCCUGUGGAUCAGUUCGCGCUGGUGCCUCCUGGUAUGGACGCCAUCCUGGCCCAGACGUCCCUGGCGGCUGCCGACUACGCCAGCCACCCCGAGGCCCGGGCACUGGGUACCAGGGUAUUUUGGCACCCGCUGCACCACUCGAACUUUCGGGGUGUUCGGUGGUCGGGCGAUCGGGCAGAGGUGGUCGGGACGCACACAACACACAACGACACCGAGCUGCACGAUGCUGUGGAAAGCCAUCUUCUCGCCAAGCACCCCGGGACGGCUCGCUUCCUCCACAUCGACCCGAUGGACCGUUUCUCUUUCACGGCCGGGCUUGUCGUGUCCCCGCAGCACACUGAGGAGGUCUACCGGCAGCUUAUCGAGCUGGACGUGAUUCUGCUCAGGCACACUGGGUGUAUGGCUCACCUCGCCGACCAGCUUACACCACGGUGGUUCUGCAGCCGCUACAAGACAGGACAGAGGCUGGUCAACGCAUUCGCUGUUGGCCUACCAGCGGUGGUUUGGUACGAGCAGGGCUUCCUGGACGUUGUCGAGAACACCGGAUACCCAGCAGUGGCACGCAAUCUGCAGGAGGCCAUCGAGUGGGUGGACCGAAUCCUCGUGGACGACGCCCUGCGGGAGGAGCUGAUCGAACGCGCGCUGGAGCUGGCAGAGCCCUAUGCCUUGCCGCGUAUCAGCGAGAGGCUCGCGCUGGUGCUCGCGGAUGUGCUGGGGUCUGCACCUCGGCGAUCGACGAGUUGGAACACCAGUGGCAGGCGGAAAAGGAAGGCUCCCUGGGCGGCUGUCGAUUGGAUCGCCCCGCGCCCUGACGUCUUGUCUGAAUCGGGGUCUUCACCUCGCAAGCGCCGAGCUCCGUGGUCUCCUCUGCAGCGCCUCUCAACGGAGCGGGGCCUCCUCCUCCGGGGCCCGCGACUACCGAGGUCCGUUGGCCUCUCCGCCGGUAGGGGGCAGACGGGGAGGAGGAGGAGGAGGAGGAGGAGGAGGAGGAGGAGGAGGAGGAGGAGGAGGAGAGGGGAAAAAGGGAGGAGGGGGAGGAGGAGGAGGAGGAGGAGGAGGAGGAGGAGGAGGGGGAGAAGGAGGAGGAUUGGAUUGGAUUGGAUACUUCAGAGCGACAAGACAAGUCAAGCCAGUAUGGGAAAGCAUUGGGAUAAGAACUGUUCCCACCAUCAAGGUGGGGGUUCCUAUCCACGUGCUGACCCACGCCUGGCUACCCAAUCUGCCGCUCGGCGCAAGUCCUAA